AUGCCCACCCCACUCGACAAUGCUAUGAAGUCAAAGAAUGCAGUCCUUGCAUUCGGAGGCUUAGUUACGGCUGUUGCCGUAUGGGCCAUCUACGGCGGGGACAUGUUUCCGGCAGGCGCCGAUCCAACUGGCAACCCCGAGGAGUGGACAAGAGAAGAGAUGAGGCGAUGGCUAGCGGCACGAAACUUAUUUCCUGGGGAGUCAGACACGAGGGAAGAGUUGCUUGCAAGGGUCAUGGCCAACAUGAGGGCCCCUAGGCGCUGA
Messenger RNA from Colletotrichum siamense, 264 nucleotides. RefSeq lists its product as uncharacterized. The record is from RefSeq and is a predicted model, not a curated record. NCBI's taxonomy places the organism in Eukaryota, Fungi, Ascomycota, Sordariomycetes, Glomerellales, Glomerellaceae. The transcript is spliced from 4 exons. The coding region runs from base 1 to 264 and encodes 87 amino acids.